CAAUCAGUCCUCUAUGGUUUCUACACUGUGUCCAACUUGUUUGCCCCGUGGGUGUGUUAUCGCGUUGGCUCGAAGUGGACUCUAUUUCUGGGCAGUUUGAUGUUUACCACUUAUCAAGCUGGAUUUUUCAUGCUAAACUCUUACUACUACUAUGCCUCACAAGCACUUAUGGGCAUCGGCUUUGCACCUAAUCAAAACAAUUCUCCAGUGUACUAUUCUGGACAAGGUCUGUAUAUGUCGGAACACUCGACCAAGGCCACAAUCACUAGAAAUUCCACUCUGAUCAGUGCAAUAGCAAACUGCAGGUUGGUUUCGCUUAUACGCGAAAUUGUAACGAAAGUUUUCAGUAUGCUCAUUGGAGGAAUUAUCUUGUUUGUCAUAUUCCACAUCAAACAAAAAAGUAAUGGUGAUGAUAUUGAUGGAGAUGAGGAUAAACCAAAUUAUCGGUAUAGUGUAGAUGUUAGCGCUCUCUUCCGAAUUUUUCGACUUUUUCCAGUGAUUUUACGAACAUUGAAAUUUAUAUGAUC
Messenger RNA from Cylicostephanus goldi, 527 nucleotides. NCBI's taxonomy places the organism in Eukaryota, Metazoa, Nematoda, Chromadorea, Rhabditida, Strongylidae. The record is from the annotation of a GenBank genome assembly.